AUGGAACGGUUGAUGUUUCCACAGCUUGCAGAACAGGGCUGGUCUUCAGCUUCGCAGCUUGUUCCAACCAGUGCGAUUGUCAAGGCGCAGGAAGCUGUACAAGAGUGUCUUGCACAGGGAAGGUUCCGACGCCCGCCUGCUGAAGUCCUGGAUGGGCUCCUGGGAACAGUUGGGUCUUCGCAGAUUGCCGAGAUCCAGGCAGCAGAGGAGCCAGCGGGCUUUGAUCAAGCGGAUCGUGUGCUGACGCAAGCUGCUGGUCGGGUGCCUCGAGUUGGAUCCCUCCAGGGCCGAACACAUGCUGUCGUUCACCAGGUGCGCCAGGAGCCAGGAUCAGAAGGUUCAGUAGCAUACGUGGGACAGACACCAACGCAGCUCAUUCGAUUUUGCUCUCGGGCUAGGCGGCUGGGCCUAGCAUCGUCGGUGAAGGAUGAUUCCCACAAUGCUUCCGAACAUACUAGUCAUGACUGUCAUGACGAGGGUCAGCAUCAGAGCGAUGUGGACGAUCAGGAUGGUUCUAAUUCAUGGUAUGAGACGACGUGGAUGAUAAGCUUCACAACGGACGACGACGAUGACGAUAUGACAAGUGAAAGGACUGGAGCGAUGGCAAUGAUGGGAGUGACGGUCCUUUUGUCACUCUGGCUUCUAAUGCUGAUGAAGAAGAAGAUGAGGACGACAACAAGAAUGACAAUGUUUAUAAUCACGAAUGUGAUGUUGAUGACGUUCUAUAUUACAACUUUGAUUGAGAUAAUGAGGGUGACACGAAACAUCAUUCUACAGCUGCUGCUGCCGCUGCUGCUGUUGCUGCUGCUGCUAGGGUUGUCAGGACUUUGUCAUCUUUAA
Symbiodinium sp. CCMP2592 is the source of this 840-nucleotide messenger RNA. Lineage: Eukaryota; Dinophyceae; Suessiales; Symbiodiniaceae. The record is from the annotation of a GenBank genome assembly.